CUAGUCUAGACUAGAGGCUGGAUUACCCCGCAUAAAUGCGAAGAUAGCAGAGCGCAAUUCAUGGCGAGCGGUUACUAUUAGAUCCAAAUAGUGAUUAGGGACUAGACUACACAUCUCUUUGAGAAGCGUCUUUAUUUCAAUCACGUUCAAGGGAAGCUAAAGAGCUAAAGUUCAUUAGAAUAAAAUGCUUAUUAAACCUAGCACGAUCACUAGUGCUGUAGCGGGCCUUGCCAUCCCAUUCGGCAAAUUUGAAGGUCAAACGCCACUUAGUUCGACGUCAAUGAGCAUGGGUGCAAAAUUCAACAUCACUAAACAAGAUGAGAGCAUCUGUGAUGCUGGAAGUCGUCAAUGGACUGGCUGGGUCCAUAUUUCUGACGAGAAAAGUCUCUUUUUCUGGUUCUUCGAGAGUCGCUCUAACCCGACGACGGAUCCCGUUGUUUUAUGGAUGAAUGGAGGACCUGGUGCUUCUUCGAUGAUAGGGCUCUUCGCAGAGAUGGGUCCUUGCCAAACCAGCACGAGUACAACCGGAAACAAUGGAACUUAUCUCAACGAUCACAGUUGGUCGAAUUUUGCUAAUCUUCUUUUUCUUGACCAACCUGCCGGUGUUGGCUUGUCAUCAAUCAAUGGAAGCACGCUAGGUGGUCCUGAUACUAUCACGGAAGCAGCCGAAGACUUCAACGAGUUCCUCUCGACCUUCUUCGUGGAAAUCUUUCCUCACUUUUCAAGCAACCCGUUUCAUAUCGCUGGGGAAUCCUUCGGGGGAACGUAUGUCCCAGCAUUUGUCCACUACAUCGGCAUGCGGCAACACCUCGGUAUUCCUGGAGUCUUCAAAACUCCAAUUCAGUCCAUCACGCUGGUCGAUGCUGUUGUUGACUACAUGGGAUCUGGCCCUCUCGGCGAAUAUGAUCACAUGUGUCAAUUUGACAAGGGUGGGAAUAACCGACUGAAGCUAGGAUUCAACGAGACGACUUGUCGCACCAUCGAACUCGGGGUACCAGAAUGCCAGAGACUCAACAAUCAAUGCAUCGAAACUUACGAUUUGAAUAUCUGCGAGGCAGCAUUCGUCUAUUGCUGGAAAUUUAUAGACUUGAUAGAAGAUGGUGGUCGUGUAAUUUACGACGACCGUGCGCUUUGUAAAGGCGAAUACCCUCUAUGUGGUCUGGAUGGCAACUUUUCAGAGUAUCUCAAUCGUCCACAUUUCCAAAGAGCACUUGGACUAGAGAGAUGGAACUUCACAGCCCUGAAUUGGGAUCUCAACGACCGGUGGGGUUUCAGCAAAUAUGUGUACAUGCCUACCACACGCGAAAUGACAUGGAUUCUUGACGAAUCACCUAUUCGUGUCUUGGUCAUCAAUGGCAACAACGAUAUCAUCGUCAAUACAGAAGGACAAAAGCGGGUGUAUGAUGCUCUUCCAUGGAACCACCAAGCCAAGUAUCGGAUGCAGAAAUUCGACGACUGGCAUUGGCCAGACCAGUCUGGAAAGAUGAUAAAAGGAGGCCAAUUCAAAACCGCGAAUAAGAUGUCAUUUGCCUCAGUUAAUGAUGCUGGACAUACGGCGCCAGGCGAUCAGAAAGCAGCUGUCGCUUUCUUGAUGGCAUGUUGGUUGUCUGAUGAUAAGGUCGAAGCGUGCCCGUUCUAAUCGUUUACUGCGAUCAAAACACUCACCACUACAAUGUAGCCCCUUGACCGAAUCGAGAGCAGCAAUGUAACUCAAGGUCGUGGUUUGAGAGCACGCUUGAAUCAGUGGGGGCAGUGGUGAAUCUAUUAGAGCCAGGACCUUUCAGCACCCACCCUGUAGUUGUGCCUUGUUGCCCAACUUCUUGCAAGAUGCUUCGCAAUACAAUUACGCGCGCUCUUCUGUUGAAGCGUGCAUGCAAUCAAUGGAUAUUUUGAUGCUAAAAGUAAUCCAGCUGUGUCAAUAGGCACAGAAUGGCCGAUAUGCUAAGCCUACGACCAGCCAUUGUAACCGCGCCGUCUAGGCGACAUCUUCAGAGAUGUAAGUACACUAAUGCCCGCCAUCGAUGCGUGGUUAAAAAAAGCUAUUGGCAGCCUUUCAGAUAUGACUUCCAUAGAUUUCACGGACAUGUAUCAAUAUGUUGCAUUGACUUCAAUUUGCAAUGUUUCAACUGAGCUCUCUGC
Molecule: messenger RNA, 2139 nt
Organism: Truncatella angustata
Lineage: Eukaryota; Fungi; Ascomycota; Sordariomycetes; Amphisphaeriales; Sporocadaceae
Product: Alpha/Beta hydrolase protein
Exons: 5
Coding region: 185-1639 (484 amino acids)
Biological process (GO): proteolysis
Cellular component (GO): fungal-type vacuole
Molecular function (GO): serine-type carboxypeptidase activity
Source: RefSeq, a predicted model, not a curated record